AUGUCGGUGAUCGGCGUGGAUUUUGGCAACGUGGACUGCGUAAUUGGCCAGGCUAAGCGCGGUGGUAUCGAUAUUAUCUUAAAUGAGAAUUCGAAUAGAAAGAACCCCAACAUGGUUUGCGUGCAGGGCAAACAGCGCUUUAUCGGCGAGGCGGCCAUUAGUAUGGCACGCAUGCACUACAAGAACACGGCCACGGACUUAAAGCGCCUUAUCGGCCGUAAAUUUAAGCACCCUGAGGUUCAGAAAGAGAUUGCGCAAUUAGCGUACACGUGCGUGGAACUUGCGAGUGGUGACGUGGGCAUUGUGCUCAACUAUAACGACGAGCCCGUCACUUUUUCGUGCGAGCAAGUCGUAGCUAUGAUCCUUAACAAGAUGCAGAACAUUGCGUCCGCCGCAAAUGAGGGCGUUAAUCCCGCGUACUGUGUGCUCUCGUGUCCAGGCUUCUAUACGGACGUGCAGCGUCGUGCUCUGCUUAAUGCCACAAAGAUCGCUGGUCUGAAUUGUCUGCGUCUCAUUAACGAGCAUACGGCCAUUGCACUUGCUUAUGGCAUUUACAAGUCGGCUCGUAAUCUAUUUCACGAGUCAGAACCUCAGCAUGUCAUGUUUAUCGACCUGGGUCACGCCAGCUACACAGUGUCUAUUGUUGCCUUCGUGCAGGGCCGCCUGACUGUUAAGUCUGCUGCCUUUGACCGCUUCCUCGGUGGUCGUGACUUUGAUAUGGCCAUUGCUAAGGACGUGGCUGCCAAGUUUGCUGAGAAAUACAAAACUGAUCCACUUGGAAAUCCUAAAUCGCGCAUAAAAUUACUUUCUGCAUGUGAGAAGGCAAAGAAAAAUCUUAGCCCGUAUGGUGUUACGGCCACGAAUCUCAACAUUGAGUGCCUUGCCGAUGACCGUGAUUACAAUGCACAAUUGACGCUUGAGGAAUUCGAAGAGCUUAUCGCCCCACUUUUAUUGCGCCUAAAUGACCCGGUUGAACGCGCUCUUGCUGAUGCUGGCAUUGACAAGUCACAGCUUGCGAACGUCGAGAUUGUUGGUGGUGGAACCCGCGUGACAAGUGUCAAGCGUCACCUUGCGGAAGUGCUAGGUCUGGACAAGGAGCAACAGAAUUUUGGCCUAAGCACGACGUUGAAUGCUGACGAGUCGGUAGCACGUGGUUGCGCUUUAAAUUGCGCCAUAUUGUCGCCCAUGUUUAAGGUUAAAGAGUUUAGUGUAACAGAUUGCGUGCACCUCCCCGUGCGUGUAUCGUGGGACGGUAGUGCUGCGGCUGGCACUCCAUCUGCUGCUGAAGAGGACGGAGACGUCAACAUGGAGACAGAGGAUAGUUCGCUUGUGAUUUUUAGCCGUAAGGAUGAGUAUCCAAAGACCAAGCGCAUUACGUUCCGUCGUGACAAGCCGUUUUCGAUUGACGCUAUGUAUGAUGAGUCAGCUAAGUCGUACCUUCCACCUGACUACGACAUGGAUAUUGGAAAGUACACUAUUUCAGGCAUGCCUAGUCAGGAAGCCGGCACUGAAAUUCCAAAAAUACGGGUGAAUGUGCAACAGGAUAUGAAUGGCCUCUUCUCAGUGUCUUCGUCGCAAUUGAUGCAAGAGAUACUGGAGGAGGAGAAACCUGCUGUGGCUGAUGGUGCGGAGGUGGAAGGUGAAAAGAAAGACGACAAGCCUGUCGAGCCCAAGAAGAAGCGCUUCCGCAAGGUUGAGCUGUCUGUGCAUGCCGCAGUUAGUGGUCUGUCUGCUGGUGAUGUGGCAGCGGCUACAGAGCAGGAAUUGAAAAUGGCACAACAAGACCGUGUGAUCGAAGAAACGUUUAACAAGCGAAACGAGCUCGAGAGCUUUGUCUAUGAAAUGCGAAACCAGAUCACGGAUAAGUUGGCAGGCUUCAUCACUAGCGGAGAAAAGAGCAACCUUGAGUCGAAGUUGACGGAAACGGAGGAUUGGCUAUACACGGACGAAGGUUUUGACAGCACGAAGUCGGUAUAUCAGCAAAAGCUGGAUGACAUGCGCAAACUGUCUUCGCCUGUAGAAUUUCGUCUGACGGAGAGCACAGAGCGUGGUGUUGCACAGGCUGAGCUUACCGCUGUCUUAGAAGAGUACAAACGGAUGGUAAACUCGGGCGACGACGCAUACUCUCAUUGGACCGAGGAGGAGAAAUCAAAGUUGCGACAAGCAUGCGCGGACGCCGAGACGUGGCUAUUCGACGCUCUAUCUAAGCAGACAGAUCUUGGUCCAACAGAUGCUCCCGCAAUCACAUCGGCUUCUAUUCGCAGUAAGGUUGUGGCUGUGCGUGCCGUGGCUCUUCCAAUCACGACCAAGCCGAAGCCGCUUCCAAAGGUUGAGACGCCCGCAGCCCCUGAAGCAGCUGAAGCCACACCUGGUGAAGAAAAGGAUGCAGCUGAGAAGAUGGACUUGGACUAA
Messenger RNA from Plasmopara halstedii, 2412 nucleotides. RefSeq names its product heat shock protein 70. The transcript has a single exon. Gene Ontology annotation, biological process: protein folding. NCBI's taxonomy places the organism in Eukaryota, Oomycota, Peronosporomycetes, Peronosporales, Peronosporaceae. Gene Ontology annotation, molecular function: ATP binding; ATP-dependent protein folding chaperone. Bases 1 to 2412 code for a protein of 803 amino acids. Gene Ontology annotation, cellular component: cytosol; nucleus. The record is from RefSeq and is a predicted model, not a curated record.